This is a messenger RNA of Penicillium subrubescens, 3843 nucleotides long. RefSeq names its product putative cation chloride cotransporter. Gene Ontology annotation, biological process: chloride transmembrane transport; potassium ion homeostasis; potassium ion import across plasma membrane. Gene Ontology annotation, cellular component: membrane. Lineage: Eukaryota; Fungi; Ascomycota; Eurotiomycetes; Eurotiales; Aspergillaceae. The transcript is spliced from 4 exons. The record is from RefSeq and is a predicted model, not a curated record. Gene Ontology annotation, molecular function: potassium:chloride symporter activity. The coding region runs from base 1 to 3843 and encodes 1280 amino acids.
AUGUCUCGCCGACGCCCAAAUUUCUCGACUCGCACCCCCGAAGAAGAUGUCGCACGCCUUGAUCCGAACGAUUCUGAGGGUGCUGCCCCUGCAGAAAGAGCUGGACUGUUACACUGGCCGCCAACUCUCUGGUCCCGACACCAGGGAGUGACCUCGACUGAGCCGGCAGAGCACCGUCGACAUUUGGUACAGAACCCGUUUCACGGGAUAUCGGAAUGGUGGAAUAAGAAGAAAGACCAUGGACAAGGACAAGAGGACGCUGGAGUGGAAGGACUGUCCACGUUGGCUGGUCCCUUUCGAGACAACAGCGCAGACAGAAAGGACAAACACAUGCAUAGGUCUCGUUCGUUUGAGGAGACGAAGAAGCUCGGCACAUUCUCGGGCGUGUUCGUGCCGACGAGUUUGAAUGUCUUGAGUAUUCUGAUGUUCCUUCGUUUCGGAUUCAUCCUAGGCCAGGCUGGAUUACUGGGCAUACUAGGACUGCUUGCGCUUUCAUAUCUGAUCAACUUGGUCACUACCAUGUCUCUCUCUGCCAUUGCAACAAACGGUACUGUCCGAGGCGGCGGUGCAUACUACCUCAUUUCUCGCUCCCUGGGCCCCGAGUUCGGUGGCUCUAUCGGAGUGGUUUUCUACCUGGGACUCGUCUUCAACACUGGCAUGAACGCGGUCGGCCUGGUAGACUGCUUCACACAAAACUUUGGAACCGUGUCGGGUACACUGGGUCAUUUUCUUCAGGAGGGCUUUUGGUGGCAGUACCUUUGGGGAACUGUGGUUCUCGUUCUCUGCACAGCCAUUUGUUUGGCAGGAAGCUCGAUUUUUGCUCGAGCCAGCAACGGCCUUUUGGUUCUGCUUCUCAUUGCAACCUUCAGCAUUCCACUAUCUGCUAUCCUGAUGAAGCCGUUUAAUUCCCCAGUGGACAAUGUCGUAUUUACCGGCCUUAGUUGGCAGACCUUAAAGGAGAACCUCACGCCUCAAUUGACAAAAGGUGCUGCGGGCAGCCAAUUGAAGGGGCGAGAGACUUUCCAAGAUCUUUUUGGCAUUUUGUUCCCCGCCACUGGUGGUAUCUUUGCAGGCGCGAGUAUGUCGGGAGACUUGAAGAAUCCUAGCAAGUCUAUUCCGAAAGGAACUCUUGCCGGUCUCGCCCUGACAUUCGUAUCAUACUUGCUUGUCAUUUUGGCCAUGGCGGCCUCUAUCACUCGACAGUCUUUCUAUAAUAACGUAAAUGUUAUUCAGAUCGUCAACUACUCCGACACUGUCAUCCUUGUUGGAGAAUUUGCGACCUGUUUCUUUUCCGCACUUAUGGGAGUGAUCGGCUCUGCCAAGCUCCUCCAGGCCAUUGCCCGUGAUAGCCUCCUUCCAGGAGUCAACUUUUUCGGUCAAGGCACGAAGAAAAACGACGAGCCUAUUUACGCUAUCAUAGUCACGUUCAUCUUCUCACAGCUCACCAUGCUGUUUGACAUUAAUCAAAUUGCCUCAUUCGUGACCAUGACUUACUUGAUGACGUUCUUGGUCACCAACUUGGCCUGCUUCCUGUUGAAGAUUGGAUCUGCUCCUAAUUUCCGGCCCUCGUUCCACUACUUCAAUUGGCAGACUGCAGCUGCUGGCACGCUUGUCAGCGGGAUUAGCAUGUUCUUUGUUGACGGGUUGUAUGCUACGGGCUGUGUUGGUAUUCUCGUCAUGCUCUUCCUGCUAAUUCAUUACUCUUCGCCCCCGAAAGCCUGGGGUGAUGUCAGUCAAAGCUUGAUUUAUCAUCAAGUACGCAAAUAUUUGCUCCGCCUGAAGCAAGAGCAUGUCAAAUUCUGGCGACCGCAGAUCCUGCUUUUUGUCAGCGACCUUGACCGUCAGUACAAAAUGGUCUCAUUUUGUAAUUCGCUGAAGAAAGGAGCCUUAUUCGUUUUGGGCCAUGUUCUCGUCACGGACGACUUCUCGACGGCGGUUCCAGAGGCCCGUCGACAACAGACUGUCUGGACAAAGUUGGUCGAAUACUCUAAAAUCAAAGCCUUUGUCAACGUUGCCGUUUCUCCGGCUGCAGAAUGGGGUGUGCGGAAUAUUGUCCUCAAUUCUGGAUUGGGAGGCAUGCGACCAAAUAUCGUUGUGAUUGAUCAAUACCGUGAGAAUCAAUCGUUGGUAGAGACCAUCUCUGUUGGCAACCACCGCCGGGAAUCCUCGAAGUCGAGACGUCGUUCUUCUCUUUUCGGCUCGCAGUAUGAAGACCGAGCCGAAGAUGCCCCAAGCAAGGGAAUGACUUGUCAAAGCUAUGUCACUAUUCUCGAGGACCUCUUGUUCAAUCUUCGUAUCAACGUUGCUGUCGCCAAAGGAUUUGAAGAUCUCGAGCUGCCUGAUCCUCAUGGGCGUCAUACGAAAAAAUACAUCGACUUGUGGCCAAUUCAAAUGUCUGCGGAAAUUGGCGCGGACAGCGAGAGCAAGCAAAAUGUGCUGACAACCAAUUUCGAUACCUACACCUUGAUCUUGCAACUGGGUUGCAUCUUAAACACCGUCCCCUCGUGGAAGAAAACCUAUAAAUUACGCGUUGCUGUGUUUGUCGAGUAUGAAACUGACGUUGACGAUGAGAGAGGCCGAGUGGAAGCUCUUCUUGACAAGCUUCGCAUCCAAGCUGAAGUUCUGGUCUUUUGGCUCGCCUGCGGCGAUGUCAAAUCAUAUCGAAUCAUUGUCAAUGGCGAUACCUCACCGGACAUGGCUGUCGCUCAAGACACCGUCCACUCCGUAUUGAAAGAUGAGGACUGGUGGCAAGGACUUCUUCGAGCUCGCAACAACCCACAGGGCUCCGCGGAACAGGGCCAGGGUAAGGACGACUUGCCCCGGUUGGAUCGAGUCGCGACCUGGCAAGGCCCAGCCAGCCAAGAGAGUGGAAACAAGAUCUUGAACCAACGAGUGACGGGCUUACGAAGGUUAAUCCAGCGACGCAGGGGAUCCGUGUCUAGCUUCAGGACUUUGGGAAAUGUGAAUCUGGGCAUGCAGACCCACCGCUUGCUGGAUGCGUUUGUCGACUAUGACGGGAACAAUCUGUCCAGCGAAAGCAGCAGCGACGAGAGCGACCUGGAACCCUAUAUCAGCGACCCCGAGAUCGACGAAGCAGACGACGAGCGUGAAGAGGAUGACGAGGACGUGGCCAGCAGUCAACCAGGGAACGAGAUCUCCCCCGGCCCCUCGCGAGUCGGUCUCGGUGGUCGUACUAAGAGCGAUGACCGUAGCUCAACUGGCUCGGGAAUAAACCCGUUUACUCGCCCACCAGCACGAUCAAGUGUCUCAGUCGGUCCCACGCCAACAAUCCACCAGCCCAUACCGUCAAUCAUCGCCUCUGGCGACAGUGCUUCACCAAAGAGCAAAUCCCCAGCUCCCCGCCCACCCCUCAGCCGCUCGGCCUCCAGCAACCGGUUCAGCUCCUCCCCCAUCCCCGAAGCAAAAGUAAACACCGACGAAGGAGCCGGCCCAUCAAUAAUGUUCGCCGCCAACGCCUCUCCUCCCCGAUUCUCCCAAAAACUCGAAUCCAUCUACGCUCGGCGCCAGUCUGCAGUGUCGCCGACUUCUCCCAGCGCUCAGACCAAUCAACCCGCAUCAGGGUUCCCCGGGUCUGCUUCGGUCCCGCUGGCAUUCAAUGACCUGCCCAGUCGGGCACAGCAUUUGAUAUUGAACGAGUUGAUGGUACAGCAUAGCAGCGAGACGGCGGUGAUUUUCACGACCUUGCCUUCUCCGGUACAUGGUACGUCGCAUAGUGAGCAGGAUUGUGCGUCGUAUUUGAGUGAUUUGGAAGUGCUGUGGCAGGGUCUGCCGCCGUGUCUGUUGGUGCACAGCAAUAGUAUGACUGUGACGAUGAACUUGUGA